Hippopotamus amphibius kiboko is the source of this 8360-nucleotide messenger RNA. It is a transcript of the gene PPP1R12B, whose product is annotated as protein phosphatase 1 regulatory subunit 12B. Lineage: Eukaryota; Metazoa; Chordata; Mammalia; Artiodactyla; Hippopotamidae. The transcript is spliced from 25 exons. Bases 106 to 3216 code for a protein of 1036 amino acids. Gene Ontology annotation, biological process: signal transduction. Gene Ontology annotation, molecular function: protein kinase binding; phosphatase regulator activity; enzyme inhibitor activity. Gene Ontology annotation, cellular component: cytoplasm; Z disc; A band. The record is from RefSeq and is a predicted model, not a curated record.
CCGCGGGGCGUGCGGGCGGCGGAGCAGUAAAGAUGGCUGCGAGCGGGUCUCCGCCCUCCGCUCCCGGCUGAGGCGGCGGCGGCGGGGCCCGGAGCGGCGGCGGCGAUGGCGGAGCUGGAGCACCUGGGCGGGAAGCGGGCCGAGUCGGCGCGGGCGCGGCGGGCCGACCAGCUGCGGCGCUGGCGGGGCUCGCUGACGGAGCAGGAGCCCGCCGAGCGGCCGGGCGCGGGGCGGCCGCCGCAGGCUCGGCGCGGGGGCCCGCGGGUCCGCUUCGAGGACGGCGCGGUGUUCCUGGCCGCCUGCUCCAGCGGCGACGCCGACGAGGUGAGGCGGCUCCUGGCCCGCGGCGCCGACGUGGACACGGCCACCGUGGACGGCCUGACCGCCCUGCACCAGGCUUGUAUUGAUGAAAAUUUGGACAUGGUGAAGUUCCUGGUGGAGAACGGAGCGAAUGUAAACCAGCAGGACAACGAGGGCUGGACACCCCUCCACGCAGCAGCUUCCUGUGGCUACCUCAACAUAGCAGAAUAUUUCAUUAACCAUGGCGCCAGCGUGGCUGCUGUGAACAGCGAAGGGGACGUUCCCUCUGACCUCGCAGAGGAGCCCGCCGUGAAGGAUCUGCUUCUGGAGCACGUGGAGAAGCAAGGGGUGGAUCUCGCGCAGGCACGGAAGGCGGAGGAGCAGCAGAUGCUGCAGGACGCCCGCCAGUGGCUCAACAGCGGCAAGAUUGGGGACGUGAGGCAGGCCCGCUCGGGGGCCACUGCCCUGCACGUGGCUGCCGCCAAGGGCUACUCCGAGGUCCUCAGACUUUUGAUUCAGGCUGGCUGUGAACUCAACGUUCAGGAUCACGACGGCUGGACCGCGCUCCAUGCCGCCGCACACUGGGGCGUGAAGGAGGCUUGCUCCAUCCUGGCCGAAGCCCUCUGUGACAUGGACGUCAGGAACAAACUGGGCCAGACACCAUUUGAUGUGGCUGACGAAGGCCUCGUGGAGCACCUGGAGACGCUGCAGAAGAAGCAGAGCGUGCUUCGAAGUGAAAGAGAGACACGGAAUAAGCUCAUUGAGUCAGACUUGAACAGCACGUUGCACAGUGGACUCUUUCAGAACAAAGAGAAGAUGCUCUAUGAGGAGGAGACCCCGACGUCCCGAGGAGUGGAAGAGGAAAACAAGGAACCGAGCAGCUCCAGCUCAGAUGAGGACGGAGGCCGGGAUGAGGCUUCUGAGUCAGAACCUGAGAAGGAGGCGGGUGAUGCCGAGACCCUCCGUCCCCAGCGCGUGGGGGGUCCCUGCUCGUCAGAAGAUGAAAAGCCGGGAGCCGUUGUCCACCAUUCCAACUCUGAAAGCAGGAGUCGUGUCACGGAGCAGACACCAGCACCAGCACAGAACACCUUCUCCACCUCUUCUGCCAGGAGAUUCUCCAGCCUCUUCAACAAGCCGGACGAGCCCAGAGAUGAGUGUCCAUCUUCGUGGAGGCUGGGCCUCAGGAAGACCGGCAGCCAGACCGUGCUGAGCGAGGCAGCCGGGUCCAGGGAGGCCCUGCGGGACCGGGCCGCGUCCCUCCACCGCUCGGCCUCCAGCCCCCGCAUCUCUGCUCUGCUGGAUGGCAAAGAAAAGGAGAGAGAAAACAGAAGCUAUUUCAGUUCCCUGGGGUCACGGAGGCUCAGCAGUGCCAGCGACCUGGAGGAGAAGGAGAACAGAGAGUCGGCCGCUAACCUGGUGCGGAGCGGCCCCCACGCCCGGCAGCCGUGGCGGGAUGGAGCCGCAGGGAGCGAACCCCCGCAGACGGCCGCUGCUUCCACCUACGUGUCCACCUACCUGAAAAGGACUCCUUACAGGUCCCAGGCCGACUCCACAGCGGAGAGGACAGCCGACAGUGCCUCCUGCAGCACCCCGCUCUGUGUGAUCACGAAUCGCCCCCCGCCUGGCACUGCCAACGGGGUUACAGCUGCCACUCUGCUCUCCACUGCUGGGACGGACUCCUCCGUGGAAGCCAGGGACAGGAGGAGGUCGUAUCUGACUCCUGUACGGGAUGAGGAAGCUGAGUCGUUACGGAAAGCACGCUCCAGACAAGCUCGGCAGACUCGAAGGUCUACCCAAGGUGUGGCCCUGACCGAUCUUCAGGAAGCAGAAAGGACGUUCAGCCGGUCCAGGGCAGAGCGUCAGGCUCAGGAGCAGCCCAGCCCGAAGCCCAGCGGCCCCGGAGGGCUCAACGACGGCGCCCAGAAGCGUGAGCCCUUAGCGGCCCCCGCAGAGGACGCUGGGGAGAGCCGUCCGCCCUGGACCCGGAGCCUGGAGGAAGAGCCUGUGUAUCGUCGCCUGAGGUGUCCAGCUCAGCCAGACAAACCCACGACACCCGUGUCACCUCCUGCCCCAAGACCCUCCCUCUACACCAGUUCCUACCUGCUCCGGACGGGUAGGUCUGCAGCCUCUGAUUUGGAGAGUUCAGAGCCUCCCACAAGUGCUGCAGGGGCAAAGGAAAUGGACAGAAAUGAGGGCGAGGAAGCGGAUCCGGGUGAUCAGUCCUCUAACAGGCUGUCGGUCCGUGAGAGGAGGCGGCCCAAGGAGCGAAGAAGAGGCACGGGCAUCAACUUCUGGACGAAGGACGAAGAUGAAACUGACGUCUCGGAAGAGGUGAAAGCGGCAUGGCGCCCCGAGACCACGUACACGAGAAGACGGAGGCAUGGAGGCCCCCGGUUAGAGAGAGAAUUCCACGGGGAAAGCCAGCUUGUAGCGAGGGCGGUGCCGGCGCGCUGCCCCCCCGGAUGGCUGCAGCACGAACGGCUUUCUAGGUUGGAGUCGGGGGGCGGCGACGUCAGCAGUGAGCGGGCCUCGGCCAGAGCCCGCCGGGAGGCCCGCGAGGCCCGCCUGGCCACCCUGAGCAGCCGCCCGGAGGAGGACAGCAGCAGGGACUACAGAAAGCUCUACGAGAGCGCCCUGACGGAGAACCAGAAACUGAAGACGAAACUUCAGGAGGCCCAGCUCGAGCUGGCAGACGUGAAAUCGAAGCUUGAGAAGGUGGCCCAGCAGAAGCAAGACAAGACCCCCGACCGGUCAUCGGUGCUGGAGACAGAGAAGCGGGAGAGGCGCGCCUUGGAGCGGAAGAUGUCGGAGAUGGAGGAGGAGAUGAAGGUCCUGACGGAGCUGAAGUCCGACAACCAGAGGCUGAAGGAUGAAAACGGCGCCCUCAUCCGAGUCAUCAGCAAGCUGUCCAAGUAGCCCGGCGCCUGCUCCCCUGUCCCCUGCCCACCGAGGGGCGCGGGUGUGCUGGAAGGACCCUUCUCUGGCCGCCGUCCCAUCGCGGCCGCUGCACCCUCGGCGCCCGCCACCCCUGGGUUUCAGACACUCCGCACCGGAGCCGCCUGCAGUGGUUCAGCUGGUGGAGCCACGGGCCCGGCCCCCCGCGGCCCGGCCCCCCCGUCCACGUGGCACUUGGCGUAGGCGCACGAGGCCCCAGCCCCGCCGCGCGUGCCCUGGCGCGGACACGCAUCGGGCGGCCUCCGGAGCGGCUGCCACCAGGCCCACGGUGACGGCGCCUCCGCCUCGGGGGCCCCACUAGCCUUUGCUUCUCAGGAACUGACUUUUCUCCAGCUCCCGCCGGUGGUGGUGGAAUGUGUUCUACCCACAACCCAGUGACACCCUGACUGGUCCUGAUGCCGGCUCCCCUGCCGGGCCCUCUCCCCAGGGCUCGGGUGAGCCGGCCGUCCCUUCCCUUCCUGCCCUUUUACGUCCCUCCUUCCGUCUGCUCCGCCGCCCGUGCCCCGGGGUGUGGACGCCGGGACAGAGCACCGGGCCCAGCGGCCUGCCUGGGCAGGGGCCCCACCGGCCGCUCCCCGCGAAGCCGGACCAGGCUCUCGGCGCCCCCUCGUCCUCCCCACACAGCAGUGUCUUCGCCAGAAAACCUGGGCUCUGGGCACCCCGCCUGCCUCACCGCACUUUGACCUUGUUUCCUCUCCUGCAGGGAAGUGGUGCCCUGAGGGGCCUGGGGGGCGGGCUGGUGGAGGGGCUCGGCCGGCACGUGUGGGGGCCUCUGCGGUCCCGCCCUGGUGACGGGAGGGUGAGGGGAGAGCUUCGCGCGGGGAGGGCGGUGGGCUCACUGGCGUCGGGCGUGGGUGAAGGGGAGACACGUUUGGGAAAGCCGGCGGGAAAAAUGAGUCCGGACUCGGCGUGGCGAGGCCCGGCGACCUGUGGCCAGGGAGCCUCUGGCGGCUGUGCGUUGAUGACUCGAAAGCUGGGCAGCUCUGGCGUGAGUUAAGGUCUUCUCGAGGGUCCUCCUGUAACGUGACAGCCCUGCUGUACGUGUGCUUGGGGACCCCCGAGGCGCUGACAGUCCCCUGGGCCUGGAAGUCGGCCCCCACACGCCCGCCCCAUCUUGGCCGCCCUCCUCUGGACAGAGGCUCCCUUGGUGCAGUGCAGAAUUAGGUCAUGAGUUCCUGAGAAUGCCCUAAUACUAACACAAGUGUUUGCUCUUCGUAGGAGUUUUGUCCCUCGGCUGGUUUGCGUGUGCCGGUCUUCUGGGGUUGCCGGUGACGCUGGGUGUGUAGCAGUCUGUCCCCAACGUGCUGCCUGGCCUUCCUUCCUCUCCAGCCCCUCCGCGGCCCUUGGGAGCACCCGUGUCCUAGCCCAGAGCUCUGAUCGAGGUCCCAGGUCUAGGACAGGGACGCGUCUCCUGGGGCAGAACCCCUCCCGUGGAGUGUGCUGGUGCUUCCACAUCCAGCCGCUCCGACAGGAAGUGACGCCUGGGGGGCAUUUGUGUUGGGGGGGUAGGGAUGCUGAGCCAGAGUGAAGCUUCGUAUCUUCCACUGAGCGUGUCCUUCAUUCUGGGGGAGGGGACCCGGCACGAGGCCUUGACCCCGACCCCAACUCCCAGUACACCUUUCGUGUUGGGAGGGGCUGGCGCUGUCUGCCGCCUCCUCCUCAGGAAAAGGAAAUUGAGUUACUAGGAUGUCACCUGGACCUCUGGCAUCACACGGACCAGGCAGAGGGGCCGCCACGGGCCCUGGGCUCCGGGCUCUGUCUGUGCCUUUCGGGGGUGCGGGCUGCCCUUGGAACCUGGUCGGGCUGUGUCCCAGACCUCCCGCAGCCUUUCUGUGUCAGGUAGGCCUCUCCGCUCAGGAAGCCGGGCCCUGUGGCCCGAGCCUGUGGUGCGGACCGUCCGUGAUCUCAGGCACUCACUCUUAUGCAACAAACUCUGAGACAGGCUGAAUCCGGUCUCUUUCCAGGCCGUGCUCGGCCGCGAGGUGGUGGCCGGGGGGGCGGCGUGGGGGGAGGGCCUCGUCGUCGCUGGCCUGCGGGUUUCCAGACAGGCCGCACCUCUGAGAGUCUGGCUGCAGCCGCGGGGCCCCAGGCCCAGCCUCGGAAGCGUCUGAGGGAAGGCCAGCCUUGGGCUGUCUCCUCGGCCCACGGCAGGGCGCUCGCUUCCCCUGGGCCGCCCCGCCCCCGCCCACACUGCAUGGCUGAGACGCACAUCUCCCUGAGGCCUCUGGCGAGGGUGGGUAACGGGCUGUUUGGGGUCCUGUCACCCACUUCCCCGCCCUGCACAGAUCGUGUGUGUGUGUGGGCACUGCUCAGGAAGAAGGGAGGCGGGGCCCCCACGUCUAAGCCGUGGACCUCACCGAGGUGUGCGUGAGCGGCCCGCGUGGGGAGGGGCAGCUCUCGUGUCCGCCUCUGGGUUUCGGGCCCCCGUGCAGCCUCUCCCACCCAGACGGACGUGGACAGAGGCCAGAGUUUCAGGCCAGGCCACCAACACAGAGAGGCCCGACGGGGUGGGCGCGAGGCGACAAGGGGCGUCCCAGCUCCCAGGCCACGGUGCGCCUCCAGUGGGAACGCCGCGAGGACUCGGCCGCUGAGCUGGUGGGAAGGGGCUGCUGGUUCCACCCACGGGCUGAGCCCUGGCGUGCUGGCCUCUGGCACAGCCCCCGACUCUGGACGCGGCCACGGUCAUAGGUGGUCCAUCCCGACAGGGCCAGGUCUCCCCCAGUCGUGAGCACAGAGCAUGGUCCCCAUUCUGAGUUUCAAGGCAGGUUUCAGCACCUUGGAAGGUAUGAGUCCCUGAUCCCCGUUCGAAAGCAGCUGUGGCGGGAGAACGAGGCCACAGACAGGACAGGGGUCAGGGGUCGGGGCCUGGGGCCAGCACCUGUCCUGACCAGGGGUGCGGCCGGCUGUGAAGGGGGCGGGGCCGGGCUGGUGGUCCUCCGGGUCCCUUCUAGGCUCGAGAGUCUGUGAUUUGUUGAUUCCUAGGCCGACCAGAACAUUUCUCAAACUAAGAGUUUUUACACUAACUUCAAAAAUUCUCGUUUUCUUCUCCAUCAAACUGUUUGUGUCAAGGUGGGAAAGCGAACUCAGUAUGGAGGGUAGUGGCCGUCCCCCCAAUGGGCUGGCGAGAACAGGUGGAAAGGCGGCCUCGCGGGAGGGGCACGGCUCCUGGCCUCCAGACGGCAGACACGCGGCCUUCCUGCCUGCUGGCCGCUCGCUCUCGGCUCUUCCGCGAUGAAAACUCAGCCUCCAGCUCCGUGGAGCCCUCGGAUCUGGGCCUGGGCUGUCGCCCGCCGAGGGCCCUCCUCUGCGCUGCGGGGACAGGCAGCCCCUGGGAGCGGAGGGCCCUGGGGAGGGGGCAGCCUCACUGGCGCCCGAGGCUUUGCUCAGCUCCCUGGCGGGUAUGCAGACCCUGCUGAGGACAGCUGUUGAUCGCUUGUGCUCUGAUUAGAUUGGGAAAUAGAUCAGCUUCAUUGAGGCCUGGGAACGGUCGUUGUCACAGCUCCUUGGGAGUGAGGUGGGCUCUGGGCCGGGAAGAGCCAGAUGGAGAAUCUGGACCGGCUGGCGGCUGCGUGGUGGGCACGGCAGCCCUUCCUGUGACGGUCGCGGUUGGACGUCAGGUUGAGGAGGGGUCCCGGGAGCCCCUCCUUGGGAAGAAGGUCUGGAGGCGGACGCUGCUGAGGGCCGCUCUGCUGCCACCUUGGGUUUCACGCUUUGGGGGUCAGUCUCACUUCUAGUGUGCACGUGUGCGUGUGUGCGCGGAAAUUUCAGUCUCAUCACCGGUUUCAUCCAAGUGUGUUGUUCUGUUAACUCUUACCUUUUGCUUCCCCCUCUGCUCCCCAGAGGGCUUCUCUCUGAGCUUCUCUAAUUCAUCCGCUUACCAUUUGGACAGGGAAUCUGCCAGAGUGAUCUUUUCUGUUACUUUUCCUCCAAACUUUCCCCUAAUACUUCCAGUAAGCUUUUCCUGGGUGGCCCUUUAAGGUGACCUCGGGAUGCUCCUGUGUCCUUGAAAAUAAACGCACCUUUCACCCUCCCCCACGCUCAUCUUCCUCCACGCUUAUUUUUUGCUUUUCUCACUUGGAGCUGUUGGUGCUUUAGACUAGAGGAGAUUUUCCACCAAUCAGCUCCAACUCUUUGGGUUGCAAAGCUGCCUGGGCUGUGCCACUUGCCCCUCAGAGGUGAGGUUUGGCUCGAGCCAGGUCGGGGGCCCUGGGCAGGCUGGCCUCGUCUGCGCAGCCCUGUUUCCAGCUAGAGACAGCGCGAGUCCUCAGGAGGGCACCGGGCCGCGUCGGUGUGUUUGGGGCAGCCGCUGGGCUGCUGUUGCCUCGCAGGAGCAGGUUCGGGGAAGGCAGGGCCCAGGGGCGCCUCGUGAAGCCUUGAUGGUCUCACAGUAGCAGGGCUGGGGUGCGGGCAGGUCCGGGACGUGGGACCCGGACCCGCCUCUUCUCUCCACACCACUCUGUCUCCUGGGGAGGGGGCUUGGAGGGAAGGACGGGGGCUCGAGCCAGGAUGGCCGGGGCGGGGGGCCCCCCGUGCCCCUGAAAGGCCGGGGCUGUCGCCAUGCUGGUGCCCGGGGGGGGAGGGCGAGACUGUGUCCCGCCGUGGGGGGCUCUGACUCAGGCCGCAGCUCCGUGGUCCCCCCUCAUCCCCUCUCCGUUCUCUCUGCCUCCGUCUGGCCUUGAUCGGACGGAGAGAAAGAGCUGUGAGAUCCCCCCUGGGGUCUCCACACCCCCUUUCCAGGGGUAGCGUUUCGUCUCCGAUCCGAUCGCCUCACCCCGACCCGACUCCCCCUCCAAGAAAGCACCAGAUGGACCGUUUUAACUCGGCUCCAUUGUAAAUACACCCGGGGGGGGGGGGGGGGGGCCAGGUGCGCUUUGUGAGCUGAAUGUAUUUUUAUGCAAUUUUGAGUGGCCUUUCAACCCUGAGAUGAAUGAUUUUGUUUUAGUGGUUGUUGUUAUAUACUAUUAUUAAGUAUUCUGUGUUUGAACGUUUGAGAAUAAUAUUCACAUCUAUGUGAUGCCUGUAAACACAACAGUAUUUAUAAAUGAGUAAAUUAAAUUGUUUUAACUUCGUGGCUGUCUCCACAGUUUAGGAAACGGGGUUUAUAG